CUUUGGAAGUAGUGAAGGGGGGGAUUAAAUUGAUUUGGGCUCACACUCCACUAAAAAUGCAAUGGCGGCAAUAUUUGAAGGAAAGACGUGUCAAUUAUUGUGCUUUUCCUAAAGAUUUGUCUAUUCGUUGGAAUAGUACUUAUAACUUAAUUCAAGUACUUAUUAGAUAUAAAGAUCAUUUUCCUGCUUUUUUAAGGCAAACUUGUAACUAUAUUAUAAACCCGUCUGACAUCGACACUUGUGAAAAAAUUGUUAAUGUUUUGGUAUAUUUUAAUAACGCAACUCAAACUUUUAGUCAUGUUUAUAAACCUACCGCAAACGAGUUUU
This is a messenger RNA of Cuscuta epithymum, 327 nucleotides long. The record is from the annotation of a GenBank genome assembly. NCBI's taxonomy places the organism in Eukaryota, Viridiplantae, Streptophyta, Magnoliopsida, Solanales, Convolvulaceae.